This is a messenger RNA of Entamoeba dispar SAW760, 1323 nucleotides long. RefSeq lists its product as uncharacterized. Gene Ontology annotation, biological process: SCF-dependent proteasomal ubiquitin-dependent protein catabolic process. NCBI's taxonomy places the organism in Eukaryota, Evosea, Mastigamoebida, Endamoebidae. Gene Ontology annotation, cellular component: cytoplasm; nucleus. Bases 1 to 1323 code for a protein of 440 amino acids. The record is from RefSeq and is a predicted model, not a curated record. Gene Ontology annotation, molecular function: cullin family protein binding. The transcript has 4 exons.
AUGAAAUACAUGCAAUUCAAAAGGUUGAAAAAAAUUCAUGUAAUUGAAUAUGGAGCAAAUGAAUUAAUUCAUGACAUUAUUCAAAAUAAAGAAACUAUUAAAAUUGAGUGUAAAUUAAAUGAGUUAAUUGAAUUAGUACAAUUAUUUCCUAAUUGUGAAAUAAUUUCACAAACAACAUUAUUAAGCCCAAUUAUUAUUCAAGUAUAUAAUCAAAAACUUCAUUUAUUUCUUGAGUCUCAAGAAUAUCAAUGUCUUGGUAUUGUAGGUAAAUUAGAUAAAAUAAUAAACCGUUAUUAUAUUCAAAUACCUUUUUCACAACUGGAUAAGUAUAAAGAAAAGCUCCUUCUUUUUCCUUCAAUGCCAUAUCUUGUUUGGUCUACUCAAACAGACAGUUUAAAAGAAUAUGUAACUUCUCAUCAAAUAUCAAUAAAAAUCGAACCUCAUUAUUUUAUUCAACAACACUAUGAAAAUUCUCCUUUCGAUUUAUCAAGUGGGAAUGUGUACGAUUGUAUUGGCGGUAUUUGUGCUCGUAUCCAUUCUAUAUUAGAUCCUUAUGAUACAGUCUCUUUUAAUGUUACCCGUUUAAUUAAUGGUAAACAACGCAGUGUUUAUCAUUCUAUUAUUCAGGGCACUCUUCAAUUUUCUAUCACUAAAGAUACUUUCUUAUCUUAUAAUUCUUGUCCCAAAGUUAUUGUUCUUUAUUGUUACAACUCAGCCCCACUUCUUAACAAAGAAAUGCAUCAUGGAUUUAAUCAAACAAAUAAUAAUGUGAUUAUCACUCUUCUUUUUAAUGAGAAUAAAAUCAAGACUUUUGUUGAAUUUCCUUUUUUUAUCAAUAAUAUGGUAGAAACAGGUUCAAUGGUUACAUUAGUUAGCUGUGAUAACGAGAACUUUCAAGUAGAAGAGGCAAUUGCAAGAGAAAUUGGAGCAGUUAGAAACCUAUUAGAGGACUUUCAAAAUGAAAAAACAAUUCCGUUGACUCAAGUAAAUAAAGAAACAUUGAAAAAAAUGAUCGACUUUAUCAGCCAUCACCAUCAAUAUCCCUUCCUUGGAGGAAAUGAAAGUGAAAAAAAAGGACAACUAACGUCAUGGGAUUACUCUUUCUUUGAUUUGGACCAACAAAAAUUAUUUGAAUUAAUUAUUGCUGCAAACAACUUAGAUGUGCAAGUAUUAUUAGAACUAGGCUGCAAAUAUAUUGCUGAAAUGAUCAAAGGAAAAAGUGUUGAAGAACUCAGAAGUACAUUUGGAAUUACUAAUGACUUCACCAAAGAAGAAGAAGCAGAAAUUAAACAAAAGAAUAAAUGGUUAGAAGAAUUUGUUUAA